CACACACACACACACACACACACACACACACACACACACACACACACACACACACACACACACACACGCGCGCAGACAGUGUUGAGCAUCAGGAGGAUUAACAAGUUUGCUGCGGUAAAAUGAUUCACUCCAAUCAGUCCAGUCACUGGAUCUUCUGCUGCUGCUGCUGUGCUCUUCAGACCAGGAGCAGCACGUGUGUAGAUGUGAAUAGCAGCAGACGUUCAGGGUCCAUCUGUAGGUCUCAGCUGUCCAAAAAGAAGCUGCCUUACCCUCCUCCUGAUGAUGAUGAUGAUGGGAUGAUGAAGGUGGUAGCCAUGUAUGAUUUCUCUGCCAGAGAGAGUUCAGACCUGACGCUUCAUCAAGGAGACGAGUACACUAUACUCCAUAAACAAGACCAGCUGUGGUGGAGAGCCAAAGAUGAACAUGGGAACAAGGGUUUCAUUCCCAGUAACUACGUCACAGAAGUGGGGACCAUAGAAGCCAACCACUGGUACUGUAAAAACAUCAACAGAGCUGAAGCAGAACAUUUACUCAGACAAGAGGGUAAGGAUGGAGGGUUCGUGGUCAGGAGCUCCAGUCAGCCGGGCAGCUACACCGUGUCAGUUUAUUCCCAGAGUUUAGGUAAAGGGGAGAUCAAGCACUAUCAGAUCAAGCAGACAGACGCAGGGCUCUUCUACCUGGCAGAAAAACAUCUCUUCAACUCCAUCCUAGAACUCAUAAACUACCACAAACACAAUUCAGCAGGUCUCAUGUCACGGCUGCGAUAUCCCAUUGGACCACUGGGGAAAUGUCUUCCGGCAACGGCAGGAUUUAGUUCAGACAAAUGGGAUAUCGAUCCGUCUGAAUUGACGUUCAUGAAGGAACUGGGCAGUGGUCAGUUUGGAGUGGUCAGACUGGGCAAAUGGAGAGCGCAGCAUAAAGUGGCCAUAAAAACCAUCAAUGAAGGAGCCAUGAGUGAAGACGACUUCAUAGAGGAGGCCAAGAUCAUGACGAGAAUGUGUCACCCUAAACUGGUUCAGCUAUACGGCGUGUGUGUCACCCGGCGGCCCAUCUGCAUUGUGACCGAAUUCAUGGAGAACGGCUGUUUGCUUCACUUUCUGAGACAGCACAGUGGAAGUCUGGAGCAAGUGACGCUGCUCUUCAUGUGUCAGGACGUCUGUGAAGGGAUGGAAUACCUGGAAGAAAACAACUUCAUCCACAGAGACCUGGCCGCACGGAACUGUCUGGUGAACGAGAGAUGCGUUGUGAAAGUGUGUGACUUUGGCAUGACCAGAUACGUGUUGGAUAAUCAAUACAUCAGCUCCAUGGGCUCCAGGUUUCCCGUCAAAUGGUCUCCACCUGAAGUUCUUCAUUUCAACAAGUACAGCAGCAAGUCAGACGUCUGGUCAUUCGGUGUGUUGAUGUGGGAGGUCUUCUCGGAGGGGAAGAUUCCCUUUGAGAAUCGCUCGAAUGUGGAGGUGGUGGAGGAGGUGACCGGUGGUGGACGUCUCUACAGACCUCACCGAGCGACUCCACACGUCUACAACAUCAUGUACAGUUGCUGGCAUGAGGUUCAUUCAUUUACAUUUCUCAUCGUUUCAGGGGUCAUGGCGUGCCUUUUAAAGGAGUCAUUCGCCGGAAAGACCUGGUGGACGGCCGUGUUUUUCUGAGUUACUGCAGAACACCAGACAGAUAACAGAGGACACACACACAACUGAAGCACAUAUUUCUCAGGCCUCCAUCACAUGACAGCUGACAUCUUUACAUCAAAUAAAUCCUAUUCAAUGUCAAUGCUUUAAGUUUUGUGAC
Molecule: messenger RNA, 1788 nt
Organism: Triplophysa rosa
Lineage: Eukaryota; Metazoa; Chordata; Actinopteri; Cypriniformes; Nemacheilidae
Gene: txk
Product: TXK tyrosine kinase
Exons: 15
Coding region: 120-1649 (509 amino acids)
Biological process (GO): peptidyl-tyrosine autophosphorylation; B cell receptor signaling pathway; T cell receptor signaling pathway
Molecular function (GO): ATP binding; protein binding; non-membrane spanning protein tyrosine kinase activity
Source: RefSeq, a predicted model, not a curated record